Molecule: messenger RNA, 621 nt
Organism: Caenorhabditis bovis
Lineage: Eukaryota; Metazoa; Nematoda; Chromadorea; Rhabditida; Rhabditidae
Source: the annotation of a GenBank genome assembly
AUGCCUCCAGACUUCGCGAUGUUUGACAAAUGUUUUCGAGUGGUCAUAUGCGGGGCCGAAAAAGUUGGAAAAAAGACACUAAUGCAUUCGUUUAGCACAACGGGAGAUGGUGAAAAUCUUUGGACCUCGUUGAAUGUUGACAAUGAAAAAAUUCUCGUUGAAGCCGAAGUCUCGAAAAUGUGGACGAAAGACAUGCAUGAAAAGUUCGACGCGGCCGCCGUUGUGUUUUCGACAAAUGAUUUAUUCAGUUUUGAGUAUGCUUUAGAAAUUCUCAAUGAAAUUUCGAGGUUCUCAGAAUCAUCGUUUCUUGUUGUUCUUGUUGAGAAUAAGAUUGACAUAAUGGAAAGAAGUGAGAUUGACAAGAAUAUCGUUGAAAUGGAGGUUCGAGAACGACAUAAACGACUAUACAGAGUGUCGGCCCUCAAAGAAUUCAACGUUAUGCAUCCAUUCGCAUAUCUUUUGGAAAUUCUGACAAGGCCGAAAAAGGAUGAAAACGACAAUACACGGAAACAUACUCCCGUUGAAUCAACUCGAAUUCCAUCCAGAGAAGGGUGAUUAAUGCCCGGAAGCAUUCGAGAGUUCCAGUUAUUACUACGUUUCCUUCUCAAGCGUCAUCUUUAA